Podospora pseudocomata is the source of this 1473-nucleotide messenger RNA. RefSeq lists its product as uncharacterized. Lineage: Eukaryota; Fungi; Ascomycota; Sordariomycetes; Sordariales; Podosporaceae. The coding region runs from base 1 to 1473 and encodes 490 amino acids. The transcript is spliced from 2 exons. The record is from RefSeq and is a predicted model, not a curated record.
AUGGCCUCCCUCACGCUCGCGUUACUGCUUGCCCUCUUCGCCCUCCUCACCUCUGCCGACCCUUCGGUACCCACACAAAACACCCAGUUUUGCAACUUUGGGCACCCCACCGGGCAUGCCGAUUUCUGCUUUGGUCUGUCGGUGAAAAAUCACUCGAGCCCAAAGCCAAAUCACGACUUUCACAAGGAUUUUCAGAUCAGCUUAUCGAUCCGCCGAUCGGGGAAGCUAGGGUGGACGGCUGUUGGGACGGGGCCGACGAUGGCGGGGUCGGUGAUGGUUGUUGUUUACGGGGAUCCGGGGAGGGGAAGGCCGGCGGUUAGUGUCAGGAGUGUGGAUGGGCAUCACCUGCCCGGGACUAUUGAUCAUCAGGGUGUCGAUGGGGAGAUGGAGGAAUGGGAAAAGCCGGACGGGCCAGCGACGCAUGCCGCACGGGUGGAGGUUGUUUGUGAGAAGUGCGAUACUUUUGGGAGUGUGCAGAGCUGGGGUGGUGGGGGAACAGGGGGGAGUAUGCCGUGGAUUUGGGCUUGGAAUGAUCAUCAGGAUUUCGAACAUGAUGGGGACGGGUUUGAGGUGGGGGCGAAAUUGAAGAUGCAUAGGCAUCGUGAGGGGAGUGGGGGGUUUGGGAGGUUUUGGGUUGAUAUGCGGAGGGCUGCUCUUGAGGGAGGGAGACAUGAGUGGGAUUUUGAGGAAAAGGAAGGGAACAGGAGGGUGGGGACGAGUGAUGGGCCGAUUGGGGUCGGGGCUUGGUUUGACUUUGUGGUGAGGGUUUGGUCGUUGGCGAAGAUUCAUGGGGUGGUGAUGGGGGUGGGGUUUUUGGGGUUGUUCCCGUUGGGGUUGGUGAUGAUCAGGAUGAAUAGUGGGAAGGGGAGGCCGUUUAAGAGGCAUUGGAGGGUGCAGGUUUUGGCCACGACGGUUGCGGUUGUUGGGGCGAUGAUUGGAGGACGGUUGUCAAAGUGGCAUAUGCCAAAAACAUCACAUCAGUGGUUGGGGGUGGGCGUUGUGGUAGGGUUGGUUGUGCAGAGUGUUUUGGGGUGGAGGCACCAUGUUGACUUUGUGAGGAUCAAGAGACGGACGUGGAUUUCUCACGGGCAUAUCUGGCUGGGGAGGUUUUUGGUUGCUGGGGGGUUGGUGAAUGUGGUUUUGGGCAUGUUGUUGUCUGGCAAGGGUGCAGGGUCGGUUUGGUUGGUCGUCGCGGUGGGAGUGUUGGAGGCGGCUGGGUUGGGCUACUGGCUUUGGAGGACUGAGAGGCAGAGGAAGCAGGCUGCUGGUGGGGGGGAGGAUGGGACGGAGGCUUUGGCUUUGAUGCCGAGGAGUAGCGAUGGAGGGGAGAAUUAUUUUGCAUUGGAUGAGAGCGAAGAGGAAAGCUCGGAUGAGGGUGAGGAUGGCAAGAUGUCGGAUGAGGAGUCAUUGCGGAAGAGAUCAGUGGACUCAGCGACUUCUGUGAAGAAGAGUUUGGCGGCAACGAAGGACUAA